Pangasianodon hypophthalmus (striped catfish) is the source of this 5687-nucleotide messenger RNA. RefSeq lists its product as uncharacterized. The transcript has 12 exons. Bases 1190 to 5440 code for a protein of 1416 amino acids. Lineage: Eukaryota; Metazoa; Chordata; Actinopteri; Siluriformes; Pangasiidae. The record is from RefSeq and is a predicted model, not a curated record.
CACCUGUUAACGCGAUCGUCUGGUUUAAGCGACCUGUGGCCGUCCAAUCCGCGACAGCCGUUUCCAUCAUUCUCCAUCAUUCUCCAUCAUUCUCCGCCAAUCCCGAUGCCCAUUUCCAUUAUUCUCCAUCAUUCUCCGCCAAUCCCGUUGCCGCAAAGAUGGAUCCGCGAAUCACAAUGGACAAUCCAAGAUGGAGUCAAAGAUGGACGCGCCAAUCAGAUCGCGUCGGACGCGCCAAUCAGAUCGUGCGCGUCGAAGUGACGUUUCGUUCGCCCAUAUAUGCGGCGUUUCAGCGCGCGAUAGGUAGCGGAUUUCAAAUAGCCAGGUAAGAGAUGUUUCUUCGUGUUUUUCAACAGUCGGUAAAUUAUAUUUAUAUCGCGUGUUUAGGUGUGUGCUUUGAGCGGUCUUUAUUAUGACACGUUACUUUUGUAAUGUUCUAACGCGUAAUUACGUGUGUAUUAUAGUGACUUUUGGAGUUAUUACAUCUCGUGUUCCAGAACUCGCUUUUAAUUGUGUGCUUUGUUCAAACCUUAUGCUAGCAAGUUUUGGAAUGUUAUGUCGAGCGUCUUCAAUUAGCUUUGGAAUGUUUAUCGUGUUGUUACUUUUAUUAUAUAGUGUUUGAAUGUUUAUCAUCUUAUUAUUUUUAUAUAUAGUGUUUAUCAUAUUAUAUUAUUAUUAUUGUAUAGUGUUUCCUUUUGUUCGACAAUUUCAUUAAUCAAUAAGUUCAAUUCUUUGCAUUUUAUUGUCCCUUUUAAUUUAUUUAAUUAUCACAUGUUGUGAUUUAAUUAUUAUACAAUUCGACAUGCUUCAUAGACACUGGUCAGAACCUACAUGACCAAACAAAAAAACUAGGAUGGUAAAAAUGGAAAGAAUCAGUGUAUAUUUUUAACAGUUUUUCUAUGAGUCUUUUUUGAAGUGCUAAAAAUGUCCAAGCAAGCCUCAAAAAUCUCACAAGGCCAUGGGGGACGAGGAGUGGAUGUCCCGCCUGCGGCGGUUGGGCAAAAACGAACAAACAAAAACACUGGUAAAAAUGGAAGUUGAAAGAAACCAGGUCUGUUUUAAAAUGAUAAUGACUGUAGCAGUUGUACAACUUUAGAAGAGAAAACAUGCCAAUGCAGUAGUCAGUGCAGUGAUGUGGUCAGUGUUUUAUUUUUAACAGUUUUUCUGAGUCUUUUUUGAAGUGCUGAAGAUGUCCAAGCCUCAGAAAUCUCACAAGGCCAUGGGAGACCAGGAGUGGAUGUCCCGCCUGCGGCAGUUUGCCAGCACAGGCGUGUGGCCCUCCGAAGCAGGCAACAGACCUGCUCCUCGUCAGAAGAAGUGGUAUGACCUGUUUCAGAGGAUAGAUAAAUGUCCAGCGCAGGCCCGUGGACAGACGUCCCUUUUUGGCGGAGUACAGAGCUGUCUUUGUGGGUUCCACCUUCCCAGGGGAACCAGUGAUCAGCCUGCCUCCACGUCCGGUGCCGCCCCUACCCCGACCUCUGCCCAGACGACCAGACGACCUCCACUUAACAUAUCAAUGUUUACAAAGCCACGGUUUGGAGGGACCCACAGUGCUGCAGCCAAGCCUAACGUAAACAUACCAAGGAGGAAGCUGGGGCAUCAGUCCUCAUCAGCCUCCUCCCCACUGUCUGAGAGUGCCAGCCCUUCUCCUUCAGCCUCUGUGACAGCCGGCACUCAUCCUUCCUCCACCUUGAAAGCAAGCUCUUUUCCUCCCUCCACUGUGAGGGCCAGCCCUUCUCCUUCAGAGUCUGUGAGAGCCAGCCCUUCUCCUUCAGAGUCUGUGAGAGCCAGCCCUUCUCCUUCAGAGUCUGUGAGAGCCAGCCCUUCUCCUUCAGAGUCUGUGAGGGCCAGCCCUUCUCCUUCAGAGUCUGGAGAUCCGAUCACCUCUGCUGCUCCCAGUGGUGUGCCGACUUCUGCUCCUCCAGCUCCUGAUGAUGGUUCUGGGUCCGUUUCUUCUCUGCCACCUGAAAUGAGGAAGACGAUCCCCUUACAAGAUCAGCGGUGGAUUGCAUCUACACUCUAUCACGGUGGCAGACUUCGGUCAGGCUUGAAGCUCUGGUACGAGCCUCCAGUCCCCUCCCUCAUCUACCACCAGGCUCCAUUACCAGACCGGUUCUUCACACACAGGCUCCUGGUGUGGAUGCCCUACCACCUGUGGAAGGUCAGGCUGUUUUGUCCUGUCUGUGGGAAGCAGCUGACUGGCUAUGGCAUCCAUAAAAGGGCUCGCAGGGUGCUGGACAUCGACAGGUAUUACCUGAUGGUGACAGAGACACUCAGGUGUACCGUUUGUCGUCUUAAUUACAUUUCCACCAGCCAGACUGUCCUGAACCAGCUCGACUUGCCCCACCGGGCACUGUUUCGCGUGAUCUUGACAUACAAGUACGCAUGUGAUAUUCGUGUCAUACGCCUGCUGAGGGAGAGGACACUUGGAAAUAGCCCCACUAGACUGGCCAGACAGCUAAAGGAGAACCAUGGGGAGGAGUGGCUUCACCACUUGGCCCACUACAUGGAGGAGUGCGCUGUCUUUGCUGACCGCCCCAGCUUCCUCCCUGUUGCUUUUCAGGAGCCUCCGCAACCCAUUGAAGUGCCUACCAGCAAGUGGCUGUUGACUGUUUAUGGGAAGGACAUCAUAAGCCGUCUGGAUCAUAUUAAGGCCAGCAUCACCUCAACAUUUGGGACCAUUUUAAAAAUGGAUUCAACAAAAAAGAUCACGAAGAAGCUGGCCGGCCAUGCCCGGGGCACUGCGCAGUGGAUGUCCUCUGUUAGCAACGAGAGAGGACAGAUACUCAUCAGUGUCCUGACUGCCCAGGAAGGCCCUGGUCUGGACUCCAUGGUGUCAGGCCUGGUCAGCAGGUACCAGCAGGCAGGGGUGGCUCCUCCGGUGCUGCUGUAUGUGGAUUCUGGCUGCUGUAUAGACAAGGGGCAGAGCAAGCUGCAGACCCGUUUUGGAGGAUGGCCUGACCUGAACAUCAGGCUGGACAUCUGGCACUUUAUGCGGCGACUGGCGACAGGGUGCUCUACGGAUGCUCAUCCCCUCUACCCAACCUUCAUGGCACGUCUGUCGGCGUGCAUCUUUGAGUGGGAUCCGCAUGACGUUGCUCUUUUGCGUCGGGCGAAGAGAGAGCAGCUGGAGGACGAAAGGCUGCCUCUGAUCACUGAUGACCUGGUGAACAGGCGCAUUUCAAAGAAGGAGCUGGCCCUCUACUGCCGUCGGAGGACUCGUGGAGUGGAGACCACAGUCCGCCUGAUUGACCACCUCCUGCAGGAGCUGAAAGAGGAAAAGGGGAGAGACCUUAUGGGUGUCCCUCUGCUGGACACGGUGAGGAUGGAGUACAUAUGGCAUGUUCAGAAGAGGCACGUGAAGUGCAUCCAGGACGUGCCGGGUGUGUCUCUCUACACCGAGACAGGCACCACCACCACCAAGGGAGGGAUAGUGCUCACCAGGUACAGGUGCGCUAGGGGCUCAACAUCACUCGAGUCUUUCCACUGCCACAUGCAAAGGUUCAUUCCAGGAACCAGCGCAAACACCCUGAAUUUUCAGCUCUAUCUCCUGGAAGGCCUGAACAGGUGGAACCAGGACCGGGCAGCAGCUUCCUUGGCCACCAAGCCAUCCUCUCUCCUCACCUAUGCAGGGGAGGUGGUUCACUGUAUAAACACAAACAGUCUGAAGGUGUUCGGGAGGAAAUACAUUCCCAGCUUCCAGGCCCCUUCGAAGUACACUGGGGAGCUUAUCGGAGUGGACUACCUACUCGCUCAGACUGGACAGCCGCUUCAGAGGGUGGACCCAGAUGCUGAGGCAACAGACCAGCUGCUGGAGGAAGUUAAUGUCGAUGAGCAGGAGGAUGAAGGAUUUGAGGAGGACCUAAGUGAUGAUCGUACCUUGGCCUCGUUGCUAGAAGAUCUGACAACAACUGCCGCCAGAAUUCACCCUGCUGCUUCCUCCGCCCCGCCAGCCGCCGCGUGUUCCACCGCCCCGCCAUCCGCCGCGUCCUCCUCCUCCUCCUCCCAGCCAGCCACUGCGUCCUCCUCCGCCCCGCCAGCCGCCGCGUCCUCCUCCCAGCCAGUCGCCACAUCCUCUACCGCCCCGCCAUCCGCUGCGUCCUCCUCCCUGCCAGCUGCCGCGUCCUCCUCCACCCUGCCAUCCACCCCGUCCUCCACCGCCCCACCAGCCGCCGCGUCCUACUCUGCCCAGCCAUCUGCCGCGUCCUCCUCUGCCCUGCCAGCUGCUGCGAGCACUGAUAUGUCUACAGCUCCACCUGGUAUCAGUGCUCCAGAUUCUCCCACUCAAGUGCCUGAGGAGACUUUGGCUGUGGAUGAUCAAAAUGUGCCAGGGAUGGACCGGGUGGACAGCCUGGCAGAUUACCUGGUGGAGCUGAGGCAUCAAACUGGUCUAACCCUCAGCAGUCAGCAGGUCAGUGAAAUUGUGGCCCUCUGGCAGAACCUGCUGGAUUUUGACAAGCAGCGGGUGGUCUUUGCUGCCAGACACCAGGAAAGGUUGACCACAGGGAGGUUUCGGUCUCCUAAAAAGAAGGCCGUUUUCACUCCUGGGGUAGAGAGUCUGAAACGGUGUGUGUUGGCAUCGACAGCUUCACCCGCCCAGUGGCCAGACUGUUGCCGGCUCGUGGAGGCCAUUUUCAUCAGACUCUGCAGGAUUCACAAAAAUCCGAGGAGGAAGGGCAAGGGCUCCCUGACAAGAUGGUCUCUAAUCCUGCACGACUACCGCAGGAUCCGGCAGCUGAUCUUGAACAAUGGGGCCAUCAUACAGGGCACCAAUCUGCAGCUGGUGGAGGUGAAUCAGACGACUCUGGUUCAAUGGCACAAUGAGAGAGUGAAAAGGCAAGAUCUGACUCUCUUGUUGCAAGGAAUGGAUCUGCCUGAUCCUCUUCCUGUUGCCGCUGAGCCUCUGCAAUCUGCCAGCGCUCGUCCGGCUGCACCACCAUCGCAAGGGCAAGGGCAAGAGCACGCGUACAGCUUGCCGCACAACACGGUAGGGCAAGCCAGACAGAAGAGGCGCAUCACCUCCACGUCCCCCCCAGACCCACGUGAGACAGCGAGACCAAAGCUGGCACCCCAAAGACAGUUGCUUCCUCGACCUCCAGGUGCUUUCGUCACACUUGCUCCCCACCCUAGCCCCACGUACACCGUGUUUGUGGUCCCUGGACCCUCAGCCACCACCACUCCUCAGCCCAGCAGCACUCCACCUUCUGUAGUGCUCCAGCCACCCCAAGCUAGCAGUAUUCCUCCAGCUACGGCCGUCCAACCACAAAUGCCACGUCGACCACGUGCGUAUACAAGAAGAGUGGAGGCGAAUACAUGCAAAAAAUGUGGUCGCCACAGGACAGCGGAGACUGGACAUAGCCAGUAUAAGGGCACUAUUUACUGUCCGAAUACUGAGACUCUAACGAAAGAGCAGUGGCUGGAACAGAUUAAGAAAAAAUAGGUUUUAUUUCUUUACACAGUUAUAUGUAUAUAUUUUAUACGUAAAUAUAAUGUUUAAAAUACUUAUAGUUUUUUUUUGUUGUUGUUGUUGUUUAUAGUCUUAUAUAGUUAUACUUUAAUAUUUUACUCUUUUAUAAUAAUUUAUCACUUGUAUUUAUUGUUAUGGUGCGUGUGUUGUAUUAUAUUAUGCUUAAGCUGGUGUGUUUGUUUAUUUAUUUAUUUAAAAAUACAGUUUUAUUGUUUAUAUA